AUGAAGAACAUUGUUAUCAUAUUGGAUGAUGUCUGGGAGCACCUUAGGUUGGAGGAGUUGGGUUACCCUCUUGGUAUGGAGGGUUAUAAGCUGAUUCUAACAACUCGCUCGUAUGAAGUCUACCAAAAGAUCGGUUGUAAGGAACUACUCAAAGUAAAGAAACUCAAUGUUUCUGAUGCAUGGGAGCUGUUCAGGAAGAGUCUAGGAUCUGAGACUCGGCUUAGUCCAGAUAUGGAGAGAGUUGCCAAAUCCAUGGCAGGAAGGUGUGAGGGCUUGCCGCUUGGGCUCAUCACUUUGGCGGGAAGAAUGAGAGGGGUGACUGAUAUAAGGGAGUGGAACAACGCUUUGAAUAAAUUCCCCGAUGAUAUGGAAAAAGAUGUUUUCAAGGUACUGAAGUACAGUUAUGAUCGGUUGAAUGAUGGGUCGAGUGAUAUAACUAUGCAAGAGUGCUUUGUAUCCUGA
Capsicum annuum is the source of this 462-nucleotide messenger RNA. Its product is annotated as probable disease resistance protein At4g27220. Gene Ontology annotation, biological process: defense response to other organism. Gene Ontology annotation, molecular function: ADP binding. Lineage: Eukaryota; Viridiplantae; Streptophyta; Magnoliopsida; Solanales; Solanaceae. Bases 1 to 462 code for a protein of 153 amino acids. The transcript has a single exon. The record is from RefSeq and is a predicted model, not a curated record.